AUGUAUUAUUUAAUAUCCUCUUUUCGUCCUUCUAAUAAAUUCUUUACCAAUCUUCUUUUUAGCCCAUGGAAGAACCAUUCCCGAUACUGUUCUCAUAUGAAAUAUGCCCAGCACAAAGACUUAGAGUAUAUUCGAAAUAUUGGUAUUUCUGCUCACAUCGAUUCAGGCAAAACUACAUUAACAGAAAGAAUUUUGUUUUACACUGGGAGAAUAAAUGAAAUGCAUGAGGUCAAAGGAAAAGAUAAUGUUGGUGCCACAAUGGACUCCAUGGAACUAGAAAGACAAAGGGGUAUCACCAUUCAGUCAGCUGCUACUUACACUGUGUGGAAAAAUUAUAACAUUAAUAUCAUUGAUACUCCUGGUCAUGUAGAUUUUACUGUUGAAGUUGAGCGGGCACUUAGGGUUUUAGAUGGUGCUAUUCUUGUUUUAUGUGCAGUAGGUGGAGUUCAAAGUCAAUCACUAACUGUUAAUCGUCAAAUGAAAAGAUACAAUGUACCUUGUCUAGCAUUCAUUAAUAAGUUAGAUCGCCUUGGAGCUAACCCGAAGAGGGUUCUUUCUCAAAUAAAGAGCAAAUUGGGACACAAUGCAGCUUUACUACAGCUACCAAUUGGUCUGGAAAAUGAUUGUAAAGGUGUAAUAAACCUUAUUGAUAGAAAAGCUCUCUACUUUGAAGGAGAUUUUGGAGAGAUCAUCCGUGAAGAUGAAAUUCCUAAAAAUAUGGCAACUGAAUCAGAAGAAAGAAGGCAGGAAUUAAUUGAAUGUUUAUCUAAUAUUGAUGACACUUUAGGAGAAAUGUUUUUAGAAGAAAAAGUUCCAACUGAAAAAGAUAUUGUAGCGGCCAUCAGAAGAAGUUGCCUAAAAAGAACUUUUACACCUGUACUUUUAGGUACAGCUCUUAAAAAUAAAGGGGUUCAGCCUUUGUUAGAUGCUGUUAUUUCCUAUCUACCCUGCCCUGGAGAUGUAAGCAAUUUUGCAAUAAACAACGAAGAAGGCGUGGAUAAGGAUGCAAAAGUUUUACUGAAUCCAAGUCGUGACUCGUCAAAUCCUUUCAUGGCAUUGGCAUUUAAAUUAGAAGCUGGUAGAUUUGGUCAGCUGACUUACAUGAGAUGUUAUCAAGGUCAUCUUCAGAGAGGUGAUUAUUUGUAUAAUGUUCGGACAAGAAAGAAGGUCAGAGUAGUACGCCUGGUUCGGUUACAUGCAGACCAAAUGGAAGAUGUUAAUGAUAUUUUUGCUGGAGAUAUUUUCGCUUUAUUUGGUGUUGAUUGUUCAAGUGGUGAUUCCUUUGUCAAAGAUUUAAAAGUGAAUUUGGCUAUGGAGUCUAUUCAUGUACCAGAUACUGUUGUUUCUAUGUCUAUUAAACCUAAAGAUACCAAGGACCGUGAUCAAUUCAGUAAAGCUGUUGCACGAUUUACGAAAGAAGAUCCAACCUUCCAGUUUUCAUAUGAUUCCGAUAAUAAAGAGACUAUUGUCUCUGGUAUGGGAGAGCUUCACCUUGAAAUUUAUUCUCAGAGAAUGGAAAGGGAAUAUAAUUGUCCUGUAAUUUUGGGUAAACCAAAGGUUUCAUUUCGAGAAACUCUUGUGCAGUCCUGUGAAUUUGAUUAUUUGCACAAGAAGCAAUCUGGUGGAUCUGGACAAUUCGCUAGAGUUAUCGGUAUUUUAGAGCCUCUUCCUCCAGAACAAAAUACACAAUUAAUUUUUAAAGAUGAAACAUCAGGACCUAAUGUUCCGAAACAAUUCAUUCCUGGAAUAGAAAGAGGUUUCCGUUUUAUGGCACAAAAAGGCCUUUUGUCUGGUCAUAAAUUGGCUGGUCUUAAGUUCCGACUUUUGGAUGGUGCUCAUCAUAUAGUAGAUUCAAGUGAACUUGCAUUCAAUUUAGCUGCGCAAGGUGCUAUUAGGCAAGUUUUUGAAGAAGGACUUUGGCAAGUUCUUGAACCAAUAAUGUCAGUUGAAGUUACUAUUCCUGAAGAAUAUCAAGGAACAGUUAUGGGUCAGUUAAACAAAAGACAUGGCAUUAUUACAGGAAUAGAAGGAAGUGAUCAGUGGGUUACUGUUUUUGCUGAGGUUCCUCUCAAUGAUAUGUUCGGGUAUGUAUCAGAAUUGAGAUCUGCGACUCAGGGUAAGGGUGAAUAUGCAAUGGAAUACUGUCGCUAUUCACCAGCUCUCCCAGAAGUGCAAGACAAGCUUAUUUCAGCCUACCAAGAAAGUACGGGUGUUCUUCCUCAACAGAAGAAAAAGAAAAAUUAA
This is a messenger RNA of Nezara viridula (southern green stink bug), 2244 nucleotides long. The record is from the annotation of a GenBank genome assembly. Lineage: Eukaryota; Metazoa; Arthropoda; Insecta; Hemiptera; Pentatomidae.